Messenger RNA from Fusarium pseudograminearum CS3096, 1380 nucleotides. RefSeq lists its product as uncharacterized. Gene Ontology annotation, molecular function: triacylglycerol lipase activity. The record is from RefSeq and is a predicted model, not a curated record. Gene Ontology annotation, biological process: lipid catabolic process. The coding region runs from base 1 to 1380 and encodes 459 amino acids. The transcript has a single exon. Lineage: Eukaryota; Fungi; Ascomycota; Sordariomycetes; Hypocreales; Nectriaceae.
AUGUUGUCCAAGAUUCUCAUCAGUGCCCUCGCCUCGGGUGCUCUCGCAGCCACCCAAGAUUCUCUUCCCUACGCCAAUGACCCCAAUCGAUGCGACACAACCUGUCAACUCGGAUAUCGCCAGGCUCUGACUGGUGAGAGCAAUCUUUGGGUCAACCAGAAUGUCUCAACCGACCCUUUCUACUCCAACCCCGCCAACAUGUCGGACUAUGCCGCCGGUGAUCUCGUCAAGUGGGAGGAAAUCCCAUCUAUCGAGACUACCAGGCGAUGGACUAUCCCUGGAAGUGUCACCUUGAACCGAUACUUCUACAUGACAGAGGACAUCAACGGAAAGCCUAUCCCAGCCACUGGAUUCGUCAUGAUUCCUUACUCCAACCCUCUUGGAAACGACAAGCCUUUCCGCACUCUCGUCUGGACCCACGGAACAGCAGGCGGAACCCGACAGUGCGCCCCUACCAACCACCGCGGUCUGUACUACGAGUGGCAGGCCCCCUUUGAGCUUGUUCUCCAAGGAUACGUCGUCAUUGCUCCUGAUUACGCUGGUCAAGGCAGUGAUAUUCCUGAGGGCUUCAUGUACGAGUCCGGUGCUCUCCACGCCGGAGAUGUCAGUUUCGGUCUUCAAGCCGCUCGCAAGGCUCUCGGUAACAAGAUCACCAAGGAAUGGGUUGUCAUUGGUCACAGCGAGGGUGGCAUGACUGCAUGGCGCACUGACGAGCGAGAGGCCAUGGAAGGCAAGGCUACCGGUGGAUUCCUCGGUGCUGUCGCCAUGGCCCCCGCGCUCCAGCCCAUCAAGCUUAUUCCCGAGUCUUUCCGCCGUGCCGGUGACGGUCCCGCCGGAGAUGUUGUAUCCAUCUUCCUCCUUCAGUCUCUCUCUCGCCUGUAUCCUGAAAUCAAGGUUGAGGAUUACGCCACCGACAUUCUCAUGAGCCGUAUUCCUCUCGCCGACCAAGGCUGCCUCGCCACCGGAGGUUCUCUUUACGGAAACCUGACUGUCAAGGAACUCUACAAGAACACCAGCUGGGUCGAGCACCCCGCCAUGGUUGACUGGCAGAAGCGCUUCAACGGUGCUGGUUCUCACAAGCUCGCUGCUCCCAUGCUCGUCGUGCAGGGCGAGGCCGACAUUCUUACCUACGCCAAGUACGCCGUGGAGGAUUUCGACGCCAAGUGCAAGGAGUUCCCCGAGUCCACUGCCGAGUACCGAUCUUACCCUGGUCUUGACCACGGUGCUGUGCUCCAUGCUGCCAAGGUCGACUACCUUCCCUGGAUUGCGGAUCGCUUCAACGGUGUCAAGAUUGCCAAGGGAUGCAAGAAGGUCGAGGUCAAGCCUGCUACCGACAGAUUUUCCCUUGUUACCCAGGACUGGAUGGCGCUUAUCCGAUAA